AUGGGUGACCAACCUCGUCCCCUCUCCUCCCUUCCAGCCGAGCUCCUAAUCACAAUAUCCGAGUCCCUACUCAGCAUCACAGACCUCUCCGCCCUCGCCCGCACAUCAACUUUCUUCUACUCGCUCCUCAACCCCCGCCUCUACACACGCGAUGCGUCGCAAGACCGAAUAGCCUUAAAUUGGGCCGCGACCUGCGAUCGAAAAAGUACAGCCCUGAAAUCCAUCUACGCCGGCGCAGACGUCCAAUCUUUCACAGACUUUGAUCCCCGCAUUAAAGGAUGUACUCCUCUCAUGCUCGCCGCGUAUCACGGCAGUAUAGAAACGCUUCAACUCCUUCUUACAAUCGAGGAUACCAAUCCGAAUAGUCGGGAUAGGAAAUAUAUUCGACCGCCGAUAUCUUGGGCGAUAAAGCAGAACCAUAUGGCGAUUGUGCGCGCGUUGUUAGGCGAUGAACGGCUCGAUGUCAAUCUCGCGGAUAAAUGGGGUGAUACUCCGCUCAUGGUUGCCGUUGAACAUAAUCCGAGAUUUAUCUCGAUGUUAUUGCAGCGUGGAAGGGCGGAUCCGCGCAUUGUGAAUCGACAGGGUGCGACGCCGUUGUCUAGGGCUGCGAUGUUAGAUGUCGAGGCGGAUUUGUUGCUUGCGGCGCAUAUCCAGUGUAUACUGGAAGGUGAUAAUACGGCUGAGCAUUGUCAGCAUGUAUUCUUCCACGCUGCGAUUGUGGGGCAAUUGGAUAUUGUGGAGUAUUUGGUUUCAUACUUCGGGGGGAAGCUUGAUCCGAACGGGGAGCGGGAUGGGUAUGGGCGAGGCGCUUUUGCGAUAGCGGCGGAGCGGAACCAUCUCGAUGUCGUGAGGUAUUUGUGUAUGUGGGAAAAAACAAAUCCGAAUCUCAGUGAUAGCUGGGAACAUGAUACGCCGUUAUUCCGUGCUGCGAAGCAUGGGCGGAGGGAUAUGGUGAUUGCGCUACUGGAGUGUGAGCGUGUCGAUGUGGAGCUGGGUAACGUGCGUGGCACGAGGCCACUUGCCAUUGCGGCGGCCAAUAAUCAUGAUAAUAUUGUGAGGUGUUUGUUGAAGGGGCCGUGGCGAGCGAAUGUGAAUACCAAGGAUGAUAAUUGCCAUACGCCGCUGUAUCAGGCUGCUAUCUUUGGCCACUUGCAGGCCGUUGAUGCGUUGCUUGAGGCUCAGGAUAUUGAGCCGACGUGGGGGGAUGACAUUGAUCGUACAACUCCUCUGGAUGCGGCGAUUCAAUAUGGUCAUCAUGAUAUUGCAGAGCGACUGCGGCAGUACUUGGCCCAGUCAUGA
Penicillium atrosanguineum is the source of this 1299-nucleotide messenger RNA. RefSeq names its product inosine triphosphate pyrophosphatase-like protein. The transcript has a single exon. NCBI's taxonomy places the organism in Eukaryota, Fungi, Ascomycota, Eurotiomycetes, Eurotiales, Aspergillaceae. The coding region runs from base 1 to 1299 and encodes 432 amino acids. Gene Ontology annotation, molecular function: protein binding. The record is from RefSeq and is a predicted model, not a curated record.